Molecule: messenger RNA, 1890 nt
Organism: Arabis nemorensis
Lineage: Eukaryota; Viridiplantae; Streptophyta; Magnoliopsida; Brassicales; Brassicaceae
Source: the annotation of a GenBank genome assembly
AUGGCGACUUCCGUGACCCCAGAUGCUAUUUCCUCCGUAUUGUCGAACCCAUCCUUCGAUUCUUCCUCCGAUCGACCUGAAAUCGUCGUUCAAGUUGUAGAUCUCAAACCUAUCGGCAAUCGAUAUACAUUUAAUGCAAAUGAUGGGAAGACUAGAGUCAAAGCAAUGUUUACUGCGUCAAUAGCACCUGAAAUCAUUUCUGGAAACAUUCAAAAUCUGGGUUUGAUACGUCUCAUUGAUUUCAUGGUGAAUGACAUUUCAAGCAAAUCAACAAAGUAUUUUCUUGUGACAAAAUGUGAAGCUGUUGCUCCUGCGCUUGAUUCAGAGAUUAACUUAGAGAGUAAGAGUGACGAGGAAGCUCCUGAGCUCAAGAAGCAGAAGCUAGAGCAUUCUCCUGCGAAUGAUGAUGCUAAAAUCGAUGUUUCAACUGGUAUUACUUUGAAGCCAAAGCAGGAAUUUGUUGCUAAAUCAGCUUCUCAGAUAAUGAGUGAACAGAGGGGAAAUGCUGCACCAGCUGCAAGAAUGGCCAUGACUAGAAGGGUUCAUCCACUUGUAUCCUUGAAUCCCUAUCAAGGAAGCUGGACCAUCAAAGUCCGAGUCACUAACAAAGGAGUCAUGAGAAAUUACAAAAACGCUAGAGGAGAAGGAUGUGUCUUCAAUGUGGAACUAACAGAUGAAGAAGGAACACAAAUUCAAGCAACGAUGUUCAAUGAUGCUGCACGGAAGUUCUAUGAAAGGUUCCAAUUGGGAAAGGUCUAUUAUAUAUCGAGGGGAUUGCUUAAGCUUGCUAACAAGCAGUUCAAGACAGUUCAGAAUGAUUAUGAGAUGACUCUGAAUGAAAAUUCAGAGGUUGAGGAAGCUAGUAAUGAAGAAAUGUUCGUCCCUGAGAGAAAAUUCAACUUUGUACCUAUUGAAGAGUUGGGUAUGUAUGUUAAUCAGAAGGAGCUUAUUGAUCUUAUUGGAGUUGUUCAAAGUGUUUCUCCUACCAUGAGUAUUAGAAGGAAAACCGACAAUGAGAUGAUCCCUAAGAGAGACAUAACUUUGGCUGAUGAGUCAAAGAAAACUGUUGUGGUGUCGCUGUGGAAUGACCUGGCAACUGGCAUUGGUCAAGAACUGCUAGACAUGGCUGAUAAGUCCCCUGUAAUCGCAAUCAAGUCUCUCAAAGUUGGAGAUUUUCAAGGUGUUUCUUUGUCCACCAUCAGCAGAAGCAACGUGGUGAUAAAUCCUGAAUCACCUGAAGCUAAAAAGUUGAAAUCUUGGUAUGAUUCUGAAGGCAAGGAAACAUCCAUGUCUUCCAUUGGCUCAGGGAUGAGCCCAUCUGCGAAGAAUGGAUCUCGGUCUAUGUAUACUGACCGAGUCGUUCUCUCACACAUCACAAGUAACCCAUCUCUUGGCGAGGAAAAGCCUGUAUUUUUCAGCACUAGGGGUUACAUAAGCUUCAUCAAACCAGACCAGACAAUGUGGUACCAAGCUUGUAAGACUUGUAACAAGAAAGUGACUGAAGCAAUGGACUCUGGUUACUGGUGUGAAGGCUGCCAGAAAAAAGAUGAAGAAUGCAGCUUAAGGUACAUAAUGGUGGUGAAAGUCUCUGACUCAACAGGAGAAACUUGGUUUUCCUCAUUCAACGACGAAGCAGAGAAGAUUAUUGGAUGUUCAGCUGAUGAGCUCAACAAACUAAGAUCAGAGGGAGGUGAAACAAAUGAAUUUCAGACAAAACUGAAAGAAGCAACCUGGUCAUCUCAUAUCUUCCGUGUUAGUGUCACUCAGAAUGAGUAUAAUGGUGAGAAGAGGCAGAGGGUAACUGUGAAAGGAGUCGCUCCAAUUGACUUUGCUGCUGAAACAAGAUUGUUGCUCGAAGGCAUCUCCAAGAAGAGCCAAGCAUCUCAUUAG